Messenger RNA from Symbiodinium necroappetens, 1206 nucleotides. The record is from the annotation of a GenBank genome assembly. NCBI's taxonomy places the organism in Eukaryota, Dinophyceae, Suessiales, Symbiodiniaceae.
AUGGCGGUCGUGAGCAGAAGCCUAGUGCGGGCUUUGGAGGGCAUGCUUCUACUAGCCGUGCUGUACGAGCCAGUUAGGCAAGCACUGAUGCCAACUGGAUUGCCUGUCGGUGGGGUCGGUGGCGUUGGUGGUCUUGUCAAUCUUGACGGCCCCCAGUUUUGCACCAGGCUAUCCGGACGCUCUGACCAGUACUGUUUCUUUCCUGGUGUCUUUGCAGGCUUCACUGCUAUGGCAUUGAUUGUGACUGGCUUGUGGUGUGCGCCGCUGAUUCUUGGCGCCGCCAGAAUGGCAGUUCACAAGGGGUCGGUGAAUUUCACUGCAACAGAUGCCACGAGCGCCUUCUCCGGAAGUGAGGCAUCUGACAAGGUCUGGAUGAAAGCCUGGGUCUUUGUAUCUUGGUUGUGGUUCCUGCUGCCACUUGUGCAGUUCCUAUGGGAUCCGUUCUUCCGCAGUGGCUUUGUUGCUGUCGCCUGUGCGGUGUCGCUAGCAGCGGCCUAUGCUUUGAGCUGGCAUUUGGCCUUUGUUGCCAUUCCCGUGAGUGAUGCCGUCGCUCCGUGCUUAGGAGUACCACGCAGUGCCGUCUUUGAGAUCCAUAAGAAAGUUGGCUGGUGGACAGCCGUAUGGGGAGCAGUGCACGCUGUGGGACAGAUGAUAUGGUUCAUCGACAAAGGCUUGUGGACCUACAUAAAGCUCUCAUCACCUUCAGAUGGCGAGAACAUGCUCUACAUAUUUGGAAUGGUCACCGCUUCAUUGUUGUUGAUCCACACCCUGAUUGCCUCUCUUCGGAAGCAGCAGUGGCUGGCUAGCACCUUCAAGAAGGUUCACCGCUUGCUUGCUUCUUUGGUGUUGCUGGCCGCAACCGUGCACUGGUGGCCCUUCGUUCUCUUCUUGCUUCCUGCAGUCGCUGUCCACAGCUGCACUGCUGCAGAGACGCUUGCUGCAGCUGUCGGCCGCUCACCCAGCGCAGCGCGGCACAGCUGGGCCCUUGUCGGAGCCUUCUUUGGUGGCUUCGUUGGCCUUGCUGUCGUGUGGUCGGCUAGACAGACCGUCAUGAGUCGCCAGGAUGUAGACAUGGUGCUGCCUUUCAUAUUCCCACCCCUAGCCCUCGUGGCAGAAGCCCUGAGUGCGACAAUCGUAGCUUUCUUGCUGUGUGCGUUUGGGCCGAAAGCACUUCCAGCAUCACAGGGUGCAGCGCUGAUGCACUGA